Molecule: messenger RNA, 1169 nt
Organism: Acanthoscelides obtectus
Lineage: Eukaryota; Metazoa; Arthropoda; Insecta; Coleoptera; Chrysomelidae
Source: the annotation of a GenBank genome assembly
AUGGAAUUUCUUGACAGAGUAGAAUGUCCAAAGUGUCACAGACGUUACAAAAACAGAAAAACUAUGCUUUCUCACUACUCUCAUGAUUGCAGAGAUAAAGAAAAACUGAACUGUCAUCUUUGUUGGUACAGUUGCACCAGGAGGUUUCAGCUGAAAGUGCAUAUGAAUAAGAGACACCCCGAUGUUGAUGUUGAGUAAAAUAUUUGCUUUUUAAAUGUCUUUGUGAAAAUGUUAGACUUGUAUUCAUUACAUAAGUUACAAAAUAAAUGUAAUAUGUGUCUUUUAACAUUAUCUAUACAAUUAUUUUGCAUUAAUCUAUCUACAGCGUUUUUCCUAUGCAUAGGUCAUAAAUUCACUGGUUAAUUUUUUAGUCUAUCUUUGGAUUAAACUGUUUUGUUUUCGAAAAACAUUUUCAAACACACAGACAGCCCAAAAAUUUUUAAAAUACAUUUAUUUACCAAAAAAAUAAAUUUCCAAGUUUACAAUCUUAUCUGGAAUGCGCAACUGCAUAGAUUGCUAAUCUCUGCACCGCGGCUUUCUGAUAGUAUAAAUUAACAACGCUUUAAUGUUGAAUUUGCUGGAUGUAAUUUAAAAAAAAAAGGAAAUAAAGCUUCUUAAUUAUUAGAAAGAAUUUAUUACGAGGAAGUUAGAAAUUUUACACAGUGUGGAUAUUAUGAGAUUUGUGAAUUUUGUAAAUAAAGACGUUAUAUUCUUCCUACAUCUUUAAAAUAUAUCAAUCACAAUUUAGAACUCGUCAAACAAAACGUAUAUUUGUCUGGCCAAUCAAACCACAUGUGUGACCUUCUUCGGUAUUGAUGACACUGAAGGUCAUCUUUGGGACAGAAGCUUUAUAGAAUAACGAAGAUACUCGUGGUUUCGUUGGUCAGACUAACAUGGUGGAUUAUCGAUAUGAAAACCACAGGAUGAGUUUCAGAUGUCUAGGUAAAAUAUAGACAAUAAACAGACCUGAAUUUUGAUCACAUGCUUACGACGUUAAGGUCAGUCGUUCGUUUACUACGUACCUAUACAUGACUUUUGAAAGAUCCCCUUUUCACGUUAUUGUCCAAUAUGUUAUGGUUAGGGUUCAACGUUGCUAUGACAAAGUAUGUAUAUCAAUUCAUAAGCUAACGAUUGGCUGCCGCAUAAGCUUUGGUAUAAAUGGAGCAUGU